GAGCACCUGUGGCGGGCGCGCUUCCUGCUGCUGCUUGUGGCCCUCGGCGCGCUCCAGCACACGAUCCAGCCGAGCGUGCCGUACCUCGAGAACACGUUCUUCGCGGCCGGCCACGGCGGGGCCGAGGACUGCGAGGCGACGCCGAAGGCGGACGCCUGCCGCGAGGGGGCCGCCGACGCCGCGCUUUACAGGGGCUGGGCCGGGGCCGCCUCGCACGCGGGCGCGAUGCUGCUGGCCGUCAGCCUCGGGCUCCACAGCGACAGCGUGGGGCGGCGGCCUCUGAUACGCAGCUUCGGUGUGCUGAACCUGGCGCCACUCGUCGCCCUGGCGCUGCACGUCGAGCUCGGCGUCAGCCUCUGGCCCUUCCUGCUGGCCCAGCCGGCCGUGGAGGCCUUCGACGUCAGCGGCGUCUACCUGGCGCUCGUGAGCGACCUGGUGCCACAGCAGGAGGAGCGCGCCGGCGCCUACGGGGCCUUCAUCGGCGGGAUGCUGCUGCUGCUCCUGGUCCUGACGCCCCUGGCCUUCCUGGUGCCCCGCCGCUUCGCGCUGGCCUUCUCGCUGCUGGCUGGCGCGACGAAGGUGCUCUACCUCACCCGGUCGUCUGCUUCCCCGAGACGGCCGGGCUCGUGCCCGGGGGCCCCGGGCCCCCGCCGCGCCCGAGGCCGCUCGGGGCGGCGCGGGAGGCCCUCCGCCUACUGA
Prorocentrum cordatum is the source of this 699-nucleotide messenger RNA. The record is from the annotation of a GenBank genome assembly. Lineage: Eukaryota; Dinophyceae; Prorocentrales; Prorocentraceae.